CCACUUCCUCAUGACGAUGUACUCACGCGUUUGCUUUUCUAGUAUGCUGUCCCGAGCCAUUCGCAGCCAUGGGUAUCCUGGGCCUUUUUGUCACGACGUGUGUAGCGACGCUUAUAUCGAGGGCUACGGCGCUUCUAGCGUUUCCUGGAGCUGAAGGGUUUGGUCGAAAUGCCGUCGGUGGUAGGACAGGUUCAGUCUACCAUGUAACGAACCUCGACGACUCAGGAACGGGGUCGUUUCGUGACGCCGUGUCAAAGGCGAACCGUAUAAUCGUCUUCGACGUGGGAGGAACUAUCAAUAUUGACACGAGGAUUGCUGUCUCCAAGAAUAUUUACAUCGCAGGACAGACGGCUCCGGGUGAUGGAAUCACGGUCUAUGGCAAUGGGAUGUCGUUCUCUAACGCCAACGACGCCAUCGUGCGCUAUAUCCGAUUUCGCAUGGGCAAGGGUGGUGACUCGGGUAAAGAUGGUAUUACCAUUGCCGACGGCAGCAACAUGAUAUUCGACCAUGUCUCGGCGGCCUGGGGCCGAGACGAAACAUUCUCUAUCAACGGCGCCGUACACAACGUGACCAUACAGAAUACGAUUAUCGCUCAAGGCCUAGAAACGCAUUCAUGCGGUGGACUGAUGCAGUCGGAUUACGGUAUUAGUCUCUUCAGGAACCUGUAUAUCGACAACAAGACGAGAAACCCCAAGGUCAAGGGCAUGAACGACUUCCAGAACAAUGUCAUUUACAACUGGGGUGGAGGCGGCGGCUACAUCGCCGGCGACAGUGCCGGGCAAAGCUACGCCAACAUCGUCAACAACUACUUCAUCUCCGGGCCCAGCACAAGCGUAACCGCUUUCACGCGGGGAAACGCCAACUUCCAUGGCUAUGUUUCCGAGAACUACUACGACAGCAACAAAGACGGCACCCUCAACGGGUCUCCCCUGUGCGUCGAGACAAGCUGCUACAGCGACAUGGCCAUCGAACAGACGCGCUUCGACUACCCGGGCCCCGAGCGUCUGAUGAAGGCUCCCGACGCAGUGCCCUACGUCCUCAGCAACGUCGGCGCCAACUUCCCGGCGCGCGACGACGUGGAUGAGGGGCUGGUGGCGGAAGUGAAGAGCUACGGUAAGAAGGGAGAGCUGAUCAGCGACGAGAACGCGAGUUUCCUAGGCGAGUUAGGGGGCAGUAUGGCUACGAGCGCGUUAAAGGACACGGAUGGUGAUGGCAUUCCGGAUGAGUGGGAAGAUGCGCAUGGGCUUGAUCCGCAGGAUCCGAGCGAUGCGAUGGAGAUCGGCGGUUCUGGGUAUGCGAAUAUUGAGGUUUACGUCAACUCUCUUGUUCCAUCUUUGUAAGGGGUUUGGGUUGAGGGUUAUUUGGAAAUGGCACGAUGUAAACUUCACGACAAGGUUGCCUUUUCAUAGCGAAUCGAGCCUGAAUUCAUUCGCGCGCAUCGGUAGAUUCAUAGGAACUAGUAUGAUAAAAUGAGUGUUGAUGUCAGAGAGCACUUGAGGUAACUUAUACGCUUCCAAGCAUGACAGAUGCCUAUUCUCUUGAAUUUGUCUUUGGGCCUUUUCUACUAAUGCCGUAUUCGUUUCAAUGUUGACUUAG
Annulohypoxylon truncatum is the source of this 1596-nucleotide messenger RNA. Its product is annotated as polysaccharide lyase family 1 protein. NCBI's taxonomy places the organism in Eukaryota, Fungi, Ascomycota, Sordariomycetes, Xylariales, Hypoxylaceae. Bases 69 to 1340 code for a protein of 423 amino acids. The transcript is spliced from 6 exons. The record is from RefSeq and is a predicted model, not a curated record.